Messenger RNA from Sesamum indicum (sesame), 4166 nucleotides. RefSeq names its product obscurin-like protein. The record is from RefSeq and is a predicted model, not a curated record. NCBI's taxonomy places the organism in Eukaryota, Viridiplantae, Streptophyta, Magnoliopsida, Lamiales, Pedaliaceae.
GUAGCGGUAUAGAUCUUUUGAAGUAUAUGCUUAAUCUGCAACCCCAUCAAUUCUGAAAUUCCCAAUUUGCCCAACUCUCCCUUUCACAUCACUACCCUCACCUCCAUCACUCCAUGUUCUUUAUCACUGCUACUCGGUCACAAGGCAACUUGAAGGUCCGAAUCAGCCACCACAUAUUGCCUAUAGAAUAACACGUCCUGGCAUCCAAAUUGCUGUUGCUAGUCCCUCAACUUCACUUUCUUGGUUUGCACCAUCGUCUGUGCUCCUGAAUUUGCCAAGUCUCGCAGAUCAUUAAUAAUAGAACCAUUAUCAUCUUCAGUAGGCUUCACCACACAAGGGACCCCAACAGAACCUGCAUUUCUCACUCUUCUCAUUUCUUCCCACUCUGUUUUUUUUUUUUUUUUUCCGUUAUCCCCAUUUUCCAAAUCUAAAUCCUAGAAGGCUAAAACCAUAGCCCCAAACCAACAAUUGCAAGGCCCAAUCCAUCUACCAACAGCAACGAGGAAGGCGAUUGCUGUUGUGUCGGCCAAGCAAGAAGGUCGAACAGCGACGGCGAGACGACGUGACGUGAGCAGCAGAGAGGUGGGCGAGUGACUGCAAUAGAAGAUUAGAUAGAGGCGGAGCGACUGAGAUAGAUAAUCGACGGAGGCGGAGUUAAUACUGAAGAAUGGCAAAGCAACCCCAGUCCUUUUUCCUUGAAGAAUGGUUGCGAAGCAUUAUUGUCAUUGGCAGCAACAAGAGUGGUUCGGUGCACUCUUCUUCUUCAUCUGCUCAAGCAAUAAUCCAGGCUUGGGCUGAUCUUAGAGAUUCUUUUCAGCAUCAGGCCUUUCAUACUCAUCACCUCGAAGCUUUGAGAGUCCUUGUCAGUUCUCAAGCUAACCUGUAUGUCGCAGAUCCACAAGCAAAGCUUAUAUUUUCUAUUUUAUCUUCUCAAAGUCUAUUUCUCCCACAAGAAUCUUAUCCCUUAUUCCUUAGACUUCUAUAUAUUUGGGUGAGGAAGGCGAGGCAAACUUCUCUGGUUGAUUCUGCAAUCGAGAUCUUGUUGCCCCUUUUCUCUCAGCAAUCUCAGGCCGACAAAAACUCUCUUUUCUUCUCUGAAGGGAUUCUUCUGCUGGGUGCCCUUUCUAUCCAAACUUCUGCAUCUGAGAAAUCUAAAAGGCUUUGCUUGGAGUUGCUUUGUAAGUUACUGGAAGAAGGACAUAGAGUUAUUUUCUUGUCUGAUGAGCUAGCUUCCAGUGCUCUAGCAGGUGCUGGUUAUGCUCUCUCUUCCUCUGUGAGCACAUAUUUUAGAAGAACUCUAGAUAUUUUGCUCAGUAUUUGGGGGCAAGAAGGUGGUCCAUCUGGCAGCAUUUCACAGGGACUAAUGCUACUGCAUUUGAUUGAGUGGGUUAUGUCUAGUCUCUUGAACUUGCGUUCCUUGGAUAAAAUUGAUAUUGUAAAAGAGCUUUUGGAAAGUGUCAACCCAACUCAUUGUUCAUUUGUUGUAGUCAUGGCUGCAGCUGGACUACUGAGGGCUAUCAAUAGAUCUGGAUCAAGUGGUUUCAUGCAUCUUAAGAAUUCUGCUGAGGAACGUAUUGAGAUUGUGGCAAGAGAUUUUGUUUCUAUAACUAAAGGUUUUGACUAUAAUGGAAAUCACCCUAGAGUUAGUCUUCUUUCGCAGUGUAUAGCACUAGCUUUGGCUCGAAGUGGCUCAGUUUCCUACAGAUCUUCUGUUAUGGUGUCCCUUGCAUUGGCAUUGUUAACUGAAGUAUUCCCUUUGCCGUGCAUCUAUAAUAAGGUUCUUAAAUUUCCUGAAGAAAAUUGGACAUCAGUACUUGAUGAGAUAAAAAACCAUCUAAGUAGUGUUAUUUUCAAGGAAGCUGGAGCUAUAACUGGUGCUUUCUGCAAUCAGUAUGCAUCAGCCGAUGAAUGCAGUCAGAGUACAGUAGAGAAUCUCAUAUGGGAUUACUGUCAGGAAGUUUACUUGUGGCAUCGACAGGCAAAGGCGACGCUUGUUGGCAGGGGAGAUAAACUAAUCAGGGAGACUGAGAAAAUUGCUGAAUCUGCUUUCCUUAUGGUUGUGGUUUUUGCACUAGGAGUAACAAAGCACAGGCUAGACACAAGAACAAACCUUGAAACUCAAUUAGAAGUCUCAGUAAGAAUAUUGGUUUCAUUCUCUUAUAUGGAAUAUUUCCGUCGGAUGCGGUUACCUGAGUAUAUGGAUACAAUUAGAGCUGUUAUUGUAAGCGUCCAGGAGCAUGGAUCAGCUUGCAUCGCAUUUGUAGAAUCCAUUCCUUCCUACAAUGAUUUGAUCAAUCACAACGGUCCUUUGCACUUGCAAAAAGUGGAGUACAUGUGGUCCGCUGAUGAGGUGCAGACUGCUCGCAUCAUAUUUUAUAUGCGUGUUAUUCCUACUUGUAUUGAUCGGUUACCAGCCUCUGUAUUUAGGAAAGUGGUGGCUCCCACUAUGUUCCUAUAUAUGGGACAUCCCAAUGGAAAAGUUGCCAGAUAUUCACAUUCAGUGUUUGUAGCUCUUGUAUCUUCUGGGAAAGAUCCUAGUCAGGAUGAAAGAGUUCUACUGAAAGAACAACUUGUAUUUUAUUACUUACAGAGAUCGUUAGAGGGAUAUCCUGGGAUUACACCAUUCGAGGGAGUGGCUUCUGGAGUUGCUGCAAUUGUUAGGCAUCUUCCUGCUGGAAGUCCAGCUAUAUUCUAUUGCAUUCAUAGUCUUGUUGAAAAAGCUACUAGCCUCAGCAACAGUGUCAGUAGUCAUGACAGUGAUCUAUGGAAGAACUGGGAAGGAGAGUUGGAGCCUUCUAAGAAAGUUCUGGAUCUGCUUUUGCGGCUACUUGCCUUAGUUGAUAUACAGGUUCUACCAAUUUUGAUGAAGUUAUUGGCCCAGUUGAUUGUCCGACUACCACUGAGUGGCCGAGACAUGCUCCUGAAUCAAUUGUAUCAACAGAUUGCAGACUCUGACGAUGUUAUACGGAAGCCGGCUUUGGUUUCAUGGCUGCAGUCUUUGUUGUACCUUUCUUCUCAAGAUACUGACAAGAGAAAACCUGAAUUGGUUGUUGAAACGGCAUCGCCUGAGAUUACAGGCUCAAUAAGCUUGAACAGAAUUAACGCACGCCUGUAAACAUCACCACGGGAUUGAGAAAAGUUCUGCCCUCUAGUUUCUGCAAGCACAAUCUGGAUUUGAACUUGCAACCAAAUUUCAGAAGGAAAAAUCAAAUUACCCAGUUUGUACCAUCAACAACAUUUAUUUUUAACGGAGAGCGAGCCUAUUGUGGUACAAUAGCAACACAUAUACAACAUGAAGAAGAAGAUUGUUUACUCUAAUAUCCGAAGCAUGGAAUUUAAAUUUUGCAUCAGGUUGUUUUUCUCAAGGGAAUGGCAACAAGUGAUUCAGCUUUGCGGAGAGUAACACCAAAUUUCUCCGUCAUGUCCAUGUCUUAAGGUGCCAUCCCAUUCCUCUGCUUCCAAUCAAACGUCUUAAUGAGGUUAACAACAAUCAGGGCCAUCAUUCUCAAAUCAAGAUUCAUUCCAGGGCAUAUACGUCAUCCAGCAUUAAAUGGUGUAAACCUGAAAUCAUUGCCCUUGAAAUCAAUGUCCACAUUUAGAAACCUUUCCGGCAUGAAGCAUGUUGGCUUCUCCCAGUAUGAAGCAUCCUUGGAAAUCGACCAGGCUUUCACCCAAAUUCGAGUGUGUUCUGGAUGGUGUAUCCCUAAAACUCUAUAUCUUGCUCGGCUCGAUGGGGCAGGAGGAGUGGCGAUGUCUGGUGCAUCCUCAUUGUUUCUUUUAUCACUGCAGUUAAAUAUGGAAGUCGAAUGAUAUCUGGUUCUUGAACUAUUCCUCCAGGUGUGAUUAUCUCGGAGAGUUCUUGUUUUGCCUUGGAGAGAAUGGUUGGAUUGUGAAGGAGCUCUGCCAUAACCUAUUCCACCGUUGAGGUGCUGGUCUCUGUGCCUGCUAUGGAUAUUUCAUAGAUUUAUCAUACACAAGCUCGUUAGGAUGGUUGUGUUUUUGCAAUAAUUUAAGAUAGCUAAAUUACUAGAGUUAAUUACAACAGUUUUUUACUAAAACUUACUACUAGAGUUAUAACUUUGAAAUUUAUGUUUCUCCGCUGCGAAUGUUUAAGCUCAUAUUUUGGGGUUUUCCUACUUAAUUAUUAGUAUUGCUGAGUUUGGGUC